CCUGGAAUUAUAAGCCGCGGCUCGGUGACAGGAGGAACGCCUAGAAACCCCACAACUGUGCUAAAAAAUGGAACUUGGGAUGCGCCAACCUCUGGAGAGCUGGAGCAGUUCGCCAAGGACCUCAAGCACAAGCGCAUCAUGCUGGGCUUCACCCAGGCCGACGUGGGGCUGGCUCUGGGCACACUCUACGGGAAGAUGUUCAGCCAGACGACCAUCUGCCGCUUCGAAGCGCUCCAGCUCAGCUUCAAGAACAUGUGCAAGCUGAAACCACUGUUGCAGCGCUGGCUCAACGAGGCGGAGAACACGGACAACAUGCAAGAGAUGUGCAAUGCGGAGCAAGUACUGGCCCAAGCCCGGAAGAGAAAACGCAGGACCAGCAUUGAGACCAAUGUGAAGGGGACACUGGAGAGCUUCUUCCGCAAGUGCGUGAAGCCCAAUCCCCAGGAGAUCUCCCAGAUUGCUGAGGACCUCAACCUGGAUAAAGACGUGGUCCGGGUCUGGUUCUGCAACCGGCGUCAGAAAGGCAAACGGCUGCUGCUGCCCUAUGGCAACGAGGCAGAUGGGAUGAUGUACAACAUGAACCAGCCGCUGGUGCCGCCCACCCUGCCCAUCCCAGUGACGUCCCAGGGCUACAGCCUGGCACCCUCCCCUCCCAUCUACAUGCCGACCUUUCACAAAGCUGAGAUGUUCCCACAAGCGCUGCAGCCUGGGCUCUCCAUGAGCAACAGCGGCCACUGAACCAGGGGCUGUGGGGUCACUGCAGGUGGUCUGGCAGCCCCCACUUUGCCCCGGGCUGGCCCAGGCAAAGCCCUGCUUCCGCUCGUUGGGCUGCUGUGUGGGGCUUUUUGGGUUGC
Manacus vitellinus (golden-collared manakin) is the source of this 854-nucleotide messenger RNA. RefSeq names its product POU domain, class 5, transcription factor 3. The annotation marks the transcript as partial. The record is from RefSeq and is a predicted model, not a curated record. Gene Ontology annotation, biological process: regulation of transcription by RNA polymerase II. The transcript is spliced from 5 exons. Gene Ontology annotation, molecular function: RNA polymerase II cis-regulatory region sequence-specific DNA binding; DNA-binding transcription factor activity, RNA polymerase II-specific. Lineage: Eukaryota; Metazoa; Chordata; Aves; Passeriformes; Pipridae.